Bolinopsis microptera is the source of this 1657-nucleotide messenger RNA. RefSeq lists its product as uncharacterized. The record is from RefSeq and is a predicted model, not a curated record. Gene Ontology annotation, molecular function: RNA polymerase II transcription regulatory region sequence-specific DNA binding; DNA-binding transcription factor activity, RNA polymerase II-specific. The transcript has 4 exons. Gene Ontology annotation, cellular component: nucleus. Gene Ontology annotation, biological process: regulation of DNA-templated transcription. NCBI's taxonomy places the organism in Eukaryota, Metazoa, Ctenophora, Tentaculata, Lobata, Bolinopsidae. Bases 112 to 636 code for a protein of 174 amino acids.
AUUUCCCAAUAGAAUGUUAACACGAUAGGUUAACGCUGUCUCUUGUUUGUUGUGUUAAGAACCUUGACUCAUUACCACCGAUUUGUUUACAGUUGUUAGCUAAUUGAGAGCAUGACUUUAGUUCCUAAAUCAGAAUCAGAUUCAGAAACUGAAAUGAUGAACGAUUGUUCUCAGCCCGAAGCUCGUAAGAGAAAGAGGGCAGAUUACUCGAAACUGUCUCCAGAUGAGCGCAAUUUAAAGAGGAAACUCAAGAACAGGAUGUCAGCACAACAAGCCAGAGACAGAAAGAAACUAUAUGUAUCAGAACUUGAAGAGCGAAUAGCUCAACUUGAAAAAGAGAACAGUAAUCUACGAAGGAUAUGUAGCAUGCAGUUAAGAGGGACUGACGAUUCUGCAGUAAUCACAGGUCCCCUGCCGUGGGCCCUCUUACUCUUGCAGCUACUUGCGCGGGUAUACCCGCACAAGAACCCUUCACCAAAUCAGUUGGGCGGUGCACAGCCACAACCCAGACUGACCCACCAGCACCAACACGCAAGACUUAUGUCGCUAUACUCAAAAGUGCUCCCGGGAAGGGCGCUCCCCGGCAAGCCUCCAACACCGGGUCGGUUAAAGCAGCUCCAGCUAAUCAUGUUAUAGUUGAGGGUAGUAUCCGUUCUGUGGAGAAACCCAGCUACAAGCCCCUCAUGAUUGCUCCUAAACCUAAACCAGCUGAGAAGAUCACCACUGUCCUUGCACAAGUCCCUGCUCCUGUCCUUGCACCUGUCCCAGCACCUGUCCCAGCACCUGUCCCAGCACCUGUCCCCGCACCUACUCCCAUAAUUCCUGAGGUCCCCAAAGUUGCAGAUAUCCGUCCUACUAUUACUCAGGAAGAUUCCAUGUUUGACUGGGAUGAUAUCUUCCAGCAGUCAGAAAAUCCAGACCUCUUCUCUGACAUUCCACUCUCUCUCGGAUCCCCUGAUUCUGGACAUGGCAGCGACUUCAUCGGAUCUGAACCGGAACUUUUUAACAACGAUGACAUUCCUAUGGACACUUUUAACACCGACAUCUCAGACUUAAAUCAUCUGUCACCUAUUUCGGAUUCUCUCGAUUUGGACUCAGACAAAUUUUUAUCGGAAUUCCUAACAUUUUGAAUAUUUAGAUCAUCCUGAAUCUUGGAACAUUUUAAAUUAUUGCAGUUUUUAAGUUCAUUUAAUGCUAUAGAGCGUGAUGUUAUCAUUAGCUAUCGUGCUAUCAUAGGUACUUGAUUAUGGGUACUUUAUUAUUAAGAUAAAUCGACUUGGUCCUAAUGUUUCAAAAAUGGUCCCUAUUUCAGUUAAACUCUUAAUCAUAUUCAAUUUCAAUUUUAAGAUGUAAAUAACAAUUAUGUGAAGUGAUUUGUAAAAUGAUUCGUCCUUGAAAGUUGAAUUAAGAUUUCCCUGCCCUUCAGAACUCUCGGGUUGUAGAUUUUUUCGUGAUUGUGCUUAACAGUUCAUUUGAGCCGGCAUUCAAAUGUUGUCUUUUCGUCAAAUGUUAUUCUUCCGUAUUAUUUCAAACGUAUCGUAUGUGAUGUGUGGGAUUCAUGCAUCGCAUGCUUUACGUUUAUUUGCAUGCAGAAGUGAUUUUCGCGAAAUUUGGUGAGAUAUUACACUUCACUAAUUCUUUACGGAAAAUGAAACAA